Messenger RNA from Odontomachus brunneus, 1088 nucleotides. Its product is annotated as peptidoglycan recognition protein-like. The annotation marks the transcript as partial. The transcript has 3 exons. Gene Ontology annotation, biological process: peptidoglycan catabolic process. Gene Ontology annotation, molecular function: N-acetylmuramoyl-L-alanine amidase activity; zinc ion binding. NCBI's taxonomy places the organism in Eukaryota, Metazoa, Arthropoda, Insecta, Hymenoptera, Formicidae. The record is from RefSeq and is a predicted model, not a curated record.
CGGUUGUUUUGUGCCGUCUUCUCGCCGGCGCGGCCUAUCGAGAGCGAACCAAUUUCGAAGGAGAUCUCCGACGCUAGUGACCGAUCUCCGACCCAAAGCGAGCCAGGAUCCGCCACGGAACGGCAGUAUCGACGCGGAGACGACCACCGUGAAGCGAGGAGACUGAUCCGGAGUAAAGGCGAGGAGGAGCCCGACUUUUUGACGCAAUGGCUGUGCACAUGGAAAUGCAUGGCUUUGUUGUGUAUUCUGGCCUUAAUACUAAUGACUAUUGAAUUGGGCUCUUUAUAUUUCACUCGUUACAUGGACGCGCCGGUUUUCCCGGAAAUUCCAGACUCAUCGUUGGAGGAUGUUACAGUAAAUUCGAUGCGCUUCGUGGAAAGGAAUGAAUGGGUCGCCCAGCUGCCCUCGAUGCCUUUAAUGAAGCUGAAGUUGCCGGUGCCCUAUGUGAUCAUCAGUCACACCGCCACAGACUUCUGCACUACACAGUCCGAGUGCACAUUUCGCGUGAGACUCGCGCAGACCUACCAUAUCGAGAUGAGGAACUGGUCAGACAUCGACUACAACUUUCUCGUUGGCGGCGACGGCCUCGCAUACGUCGGCAGAAGCUGGGACUAUGUCGGCGCCCAUUCCUUUGGCUACAACAAUCGCAGCAUCGGUAUUUCAUUCAUCGGCACCUUCCAUAAUGUCAAACCGCCAAAAGUACAGUUGUAUGCCGCACAAAAGAUCAUCGAGAUCGGCGUUGAGACCGGUAAGAUUGCUCCUGACUAUAAGCUCUUGGGCCAUCGACAAGUCUCGAAUACCUCGAGUCCUGGAGAAACUCUGUAUGACAUCUUAAAGUCGUGGCCACAUUAGGUACCCACUUCUUGACGCAAAUAACGCGCAAGAGUUUACUGCGUUAAGGAACGAGAUUGCGAAAUGAUUUCCGGUCUCUUGUCCAUCUCUUUCGGAUCUAAACGCGUGAUGUUUGUUUAUUUGGUAAAAACACAAUUCCAAUUUUAGUAAUAGCUGACCGUAGAAAUUAUUUCUCAGCAAACUAUUAAAUGUUGGUAAUGUUACAUCAAUUUUACAAUGUUUCACUUAACACUAUG